AUGAGCUUAGCGAAUGUUGCCUCCAGAUUUCAUCUUUUGUUGAGCCAUUUUCGUGUUCUGCUUCGGAUCAACGUAUUGGUCCGGCGUGAUGCUCCGAAUGGUACAACCUUCGAUGCUGAUUGCAUGACCCAGUUAAUUUUGUCUUUCAGUUCAUUCCACGCGGCAUUCACUGAGCUGUGCGUCUGUGGGUCCCAGUCAAAGGUUGCUGAUAAGUUGUGUAGCUUAAACCAAUCCGUAAUAGUUCUUUUAGUCGCUCUUUAUUUAUCAACAAUACUG
Messenger RNA from Dicrocoelium dendriticum, 276 nucleotides. NCBI's taxonomy places the organism in Eukaryota, Metazoa, Platyhelminthes, Trematoda, Plagiorchiida, Dicrocoeliidae. The record is from the annotation of a GenBank genome assembly.